Protopterus annectens (West African lungfish) is the source of this 2058-nucleotide messenger RNA. RefSeq names its product extracellular calcium-sensing receptor-like. The record is from RefSeq and is a predicted model, not a curated record. The transcript is spliced from 5 exons. Gene Ontology annotation, molecular function: G protein-coupled receptor activity. Lineage: Eukaryota; Metazoa; Chordata; Ceratodontiformes; Protopteridae. Gene Ontology annotation, cellular component: membrane. Bases 1 to 2058 code for a protein of 685 amino acids. Gene Ontology annotation, biological process: G protein-coupled receptor signaling pathway.
AUGUACUUUCAAACAUUUGCCAUCAUGGAAUUAAUAAGGUAUUUUGGAUGGACCUGGGUAGGCAUCAUUUAUGCAGAUAAUGAUUUCAAUGUACAAGCAAGUCAGCACUUGAAAUCAGAAUUACUAAGAGCCCAUGCCUGUGUGGCAUUUUUUGAGAUCAUUCCUGCAAACGCACAAAACAGUAGAAUAAUCUUUCUUGUGGAGACCAUUGUAGACUCUUCUGCAGCUGUAAUCAUAAUUUUUGCCUAUGCCCAAGAGGUAACUCUUAUCAUGGAGGAAAUGGCAGUACGUAAUAUAAAUGAAAAGGUCUGGUUAGCAACAAGUUGGUCAGAAGACUCUCUUUUUUCUUACAAGAAACUCUGGAAAAUAUUAGAUGGUGUAAUAGGAUUUGCGCAGCCUGCAGGAUCUAUGCCAGGGUUUAAAGACUUCCUUUAUAGCAUUCACCCUCUGAAGUAUCCAGAAUUUAUUUAUAUAAAGCCUUUCUGGGCUACUGUAUUUAGUUGCUUGUGGGUGGAUAAUGUAACUACUGAAAAUACAGAAAACGAAGGCAGAACUGCUAAAUCCAGGUUCUGCACUGGAAAAGAGAAACUAGAAACACUUGAAGAAAGUGUAUUUCCUGUCAACAACUUCAGAAAUACCUAUGCUAUGUUUAAUGCGGUGUACUCCUUAGCCUAUGCUCUACAAAACUUGCAGUCAUGUCAGCCUAGAGAGGGACCUUUCAGUAAUCGAACAUGUGCAGACAGAAAACAUUUUGUGUCAUGGCAGCUUCUGCAUUAUAUUAAGAAGGUUAAAUUCAAAAAUGGAAAUGGACAAGAAGUGUAUUUUGAUGAAAAUGGUGAUAUACCAGCAUUAUAUGAAAUUACCAAUUGGCAACUUAUUUCAGAAGAUUCCUUAAGGUUCCCUAUUAGAACUGCGAAGGUCCACUUAUGCAAAUACGGAAACAUUGACACAUAUUCAGUGAACAGCAAAAACACAGAUCGUCCUGAAGUGCAAAAUUUGAAAUGUCAAAUUGUCAUAGUUGGCCCUUCUGUGACUCCAAAAUCUGAAUGCAGUAGCAGGUGUAUUCCUGGGUACCGUAAAGCUCCAAUUCAAGGAAUGCCUCUCUGCUGCUAUGAUUGUGUGCCUUGUUCUGAUGGGGAAAUUGCCAAUCAAACUGAUGCCACCGACUGCACAAAGUGUCCAGAAGACUCUUGGUCAAAUGAGCAAAGGUUAAUCUGCGUCCUAAAACAGGUAGAGUUCCUAUCCUUCAAACAUCCUUUGGGAAUGGUAUUGGCUGCCUUCUCCAUUGUAUUUGCCAUCAUUCCAGCAUCCAUACUUUGGAUAUUUAUUAAAUAUCGGGACACUCCUAUAGUGAAAGCAAACAACCGUAAUCUCAGCUACUUCCUCCUUGUAGCUCUUAUUCUGUGCUUCCUGAGCUCCUUAAUAUUCAUUGGAAAACCAAACAACACAAGCUGCUUAUUGAGACAGUCUGUAUUUGGUAUAAUAUUUUCUGUUUGUAUCUCUUCUAUUCUAGCAAAAACAGUUAUUGUGUUUAUUGCAUUCAGUGUAAGAAGGCCAGGAGGAUACCAGCAGAAGUGGCUUGGAACCAAGACAUCAGUUUUUAUUGGCCUUUGUUGUACCGCUCUACAGGUCAUGAUAUGUGCUGUUUGGUUUGCACUUUUUUCACCUUUCCAAGAAAAAAACAUGAAUCUAUACAAGGAUAAAAUAAUAAUUGAAUGCAAUGAAGGGUCAGUCAUGAUGUUUUAUUGUAUGCUGACAUAUCUUGGCAUUUUGGCAAGUGUGUGCUUCAUUGUUGCUUUCUUAGUGCGAAAAUUACCAGACAGAUAUAAUGAAGCAAAAUUUAUCACAUUCAGCAUGUUAAUAUUUAUUAGUGUUUGGCUGACUUUUAUACCAGCAUACCUCAGUACCAAAGGAAAAUAUCUAGUUGCUGUUGAGAUAUUUGCCAUCUUGUCUUCAGGGUUUGGGCUUCUCAGCUGCAUUUUCUUCCCCAAGAUUUAUAUUAUUGUAUUAAGACCAGAAUUAAAUACUAAAGAAUCUGCAACACAGAGCUCAUACUAA